GCUGGCGUCAGAAGCGCGCGCGCUGGGAGAGCCGGUGACGAAGGCGGAAGUGCUGCCAACUGAGGCGCUGAGGGAGCAAACGAGCCUGCUUACCCUCCGCCGCAAUGGAGCUGCAAGAUAGUGGUCAAGAAAUGGCAGCUUCGCCUUCCACAUCCACAACAGGCAAGUCAAAGCUGGAUACUUUACCCAGAGAAGAUCUUAUCAAAUUUGCCAAGAAGCAAAUGAUGCAUGUACAGAAAGUGAAAUCCCGAUGUUCAGAAUUGGAGAAAGAGAUUGAAGAAAUGAAAACAAAACCUGCUGCUGGAGGAACUGAUGAUAUUAUUCAGGCCCUCACAGAGCGGCUGGAUGUUGUUCUUCUGGAAAAAGCUGAAAUCCAGCAGCAGUGUCUAGCUCUGAAAAAAGAAAAUGGGAAAAGGCAACAAGAAGCAGAGGCUGCUCUCGCUAAGGAAGAAGAAUUGCAGAAGAAGUUUGCACAGUUGAACACUGACUACCUGAAAGAAAUCGAAGGUCUUAAGAAUGAAACCAUAGCAACACAGUCCAAAUAUGAUGAAACUAUGGCCACGUUGCAAAAGGAACUGCUUGCAGAAAGGAGCAAACAAGAGCAGCUCACAGAACAGCUUAAGUGUCAGAGUAAUAACCACAAAGAAAUUAAAAGGCUACAGGAAGAGGUCCAUCAAACUAAGGCUGCCUGUGAGGAACAAAUAUUGAAUCUGAAGAAACAGUUGGAUGCUUCCAUUGAGGGUAAGAAGGAGGAAACUGCCAAACUGCAAGAGGUCAUUGAAAGCAAUUCUCAGUGUUACCAAAGGGAAAUGGAUAGAUUAGAUGAAGAACUAGAGAAACAGAGGACUACUCACCAAAAGGAAGUGUCUGAGUUGACAUGUCAGCUUGAAGCCGCUGUCAGAGCACGUGAAGAGGAGCAAAAUAAAGUGGAUCAGCUAAAGCAGAACUUAAUAGAGCAAUACAGGUUAAAAGAGAAGGACAUGCAGGAUGAAUUGCGUGCUUGUAAGGAGAAAUAUGAGCGUGAACUGGAAUACAUAAGGCAAACUCUAACGAAAGAUGUAGACAGCCUAGAAACUGGAGAUGUACAGUUGGAAACGGAAAUGGCAGAAAAGACCAGACAUUUAGAAAAUGCUUUAAAAGAACUGGAAUCUCAACACAGCAUAUUACAAGAUGAGUUAACCUACAUGAACAAUGUUAAGAUGAAACUGGAAGUGGAAAUCCAGCACGCACAGGAUGAAUUCUUCCACGAGAAAGAAGAUUUGGAGUUCAAAAUUAACGAACUGCAGCUUGCCAAAGAGGAUCACUGUGGCGUAGUUGAAAAACUAAAAUCGGAGUUGAAGGCAGUAACAGAACAACACAGGAAGACUGUAAAAGAAAAUAGUCUAGAAACUGAAGAACUGUUAGAAAAGCAUAAAAGGGAAAUUUGUGAGCUUAAACAAUCAGUAUCAUUAAGUUUAGAGAGAGAAAACCAGUCAUUGGCUCUUGAGAUAGUGGAUCUUAAAGAACAAUGUCAGAAGCACCUACAGGAGAAAGAAGAUGCAAUUGCUAGUUAUGAGAGCUUGCGUGAAACGAUGGAAACCUUUCAAACUGAAUUGGGGGAAUCUGCUGGGAAGAUAAGCAGAGAAUUUGCAUCCAUGAAGCAGCAGCAGGCUUCAGAUGUUGCUGAACUACAGAAAAAGCUUAGAGCUGCUUUCAGUGAAAAGGAUGUUCUCCUUGAGACCGUAAAUCAGCUCCGGGAACAUACUGAACAGCUCUCCUUCAAACUCGAGGAGCUGGAAGAACUAAGGCAUAAAAUAGGCACUCUCCAGGAAGAGAAGGAGAAACUUCUUGCUUCUCUUCAUCAAAGAGAGGCUGCAAUGAAAGAACUGGAAGAGGAGAAGAGUGAGCUUUCAUCACAGAAUGAUAGUAUCCUUGACAAACUGAAAUGCUCUGCUGAGACGAUAGAAAGCCUCCAGGGAAAAUGCAAAGAGGAGAAAGCAGUGGCUGUGGAGCAUCAGCAGCGGGUUGAGGCUCUUAGCCUUUGCAACAGUGAAUUGGAGCAACAGGUAGAGGAGUUGAUGGCGAAACUGAAAGUGGAAAAAGAAGAGAACCAACUAAAGCUGGGGGAAUUGGAACAGCAGGUUGAAGCUCUUCAGCAAUAUAAAGUGCACCUCUCAUCUGAAGUAGCGAGUCUACAUGAUGAAAAUAGCAAGCUCAAGGAAGACAGGGACCAAGCAGGGAAAGAGCUGGAAAGCAUUGCAUCUGAAAAGCGGGGCUGGAUUGUGUCUCAAGAGAAAGCAGAUAAUUUAGAAACGAAAUUGCAAACAGUCUGUGAAGAGAAAGACCAUUUGACUAAGGUACAUGAGGAGGAAAAGGCUUUCAGAUCGCUUGUCGUGAGUCAGCUCUGUAGCCUCCUUGAGCAGAUGGGCUCCAGAAACCCAGAAGAAAACGAAGGAGAAGAUGUAGCUGGUCUGCUGCAAGCGGCAAAUGAAUUAUUUGCAAAAAUGAAGCAAGAGAUACAAAGUCUGAACUCACAAAAGGAUGAAAACCUGCUUCUACAGGAGGAGAUGCAGAGGCUGCAGGAAGAAAAUGCAGCUCGUUGCAUGGAACUCAGAUCUCUUUUGGAUGACUAUGAAAAUGAAAAACUCUUGUUAAGAGACGAGUUGGAAGGGGCUGUUUCUGAAAAAGAAGCCCUGCAUCUAGAUAUCCAGGAGCUGAAACACGCCAGUGAAAAACUCCGGAAUGAGAACCAAGAUAUUUUAGUUUGCAUGGAAGAUCUAUCUGAAAAGCAUGCGCUCUGUGAAAGCAAAAUAAAAGAUCAAGAAGAGGAGCGGAAAAAAUUAAGCUUAAUCCUUGAGGAAAAAGAGACGGAAUUGAGAAACGUGCAGGCUGAGCUUUCUUUGCUGAAGGCUUCUGUCGAGGAGUCUUCUGCUAAAGAUGACCAGCAGUUAUCAGAAGCAGAAAAAAUGGUGACUUUGGAAAGACAACUGAAAGAGAAAGAAGAAAAAGGAAAUAAAAUCAAAGCCGUUGCCGUGAAAUUAAGGAAAGAACUGGAAUGCAGCAGGAAAGAGGCACAGUCACUUAGAGAAGAGGUGAAGUUAUUGCAGUCAGAGAGACAGCAGCUAUCAACUUCAAUGGGAGACAUCAUUCAGACAGCAGAGAGCUAUAAGAAUCUUUUAACAGAGUUUGACAAGCAAGCGGAGCAGCUGGACAUUGAAAAAGAGCGAGCGCGUAAAUUUGAACACCAAAUAGAUGACCUUACGAGACAACUGGAAAACUCUACUCAGCAGCAAGACCAGUGGCGUUCUGCUAACGAAGACCUCUUGACUCGAAUUCAGACUUUGCAAACUAACACUAAGCUGCUAGAAACACAGCUACUGGAAACUCAGAGGGCUAAAGCAAAAGUUGAUAAAGAACUCGAAGCUGAAAAGCUUCUAAAAGAACAAAAGAUAAAGGACCACACUAAUGCUGUAAAAGAAGUUGAAGAACUUCAAACCCAACUUCAGAAAGAAAAGAAGCAUCUUCAGAAAAUUCUAGAAGAGCUGGAGUUGGCAAAGAAGGAUGCACAUAAGAGUACAGUGAUGGACAUGGAAAUGGCUGAUUAUGAGCGUUGUGUAAAAGAACUUAAUCAAAAGAUUACUGACAAAAGCAGCAGAAUUGAAGACCUUGAGCAAGAGAUUAAAAUUCAGAAGCAGAAGCAAGAGACUCUGCAGGAAGAAAUCAAAUCAUUCCAGAAUUCUGUACAAGAGUAUGAGGGGAAAAACACAAAGAUCAAACAGCUGCUGGUGAAAACGAAAAAGGAACUGGCCGACUCAAAGCAAGCAGGAAAUGAACUUCUGAGACUUCAAGCAUCUUUAAAAGGGGAGUUGGAAGCAAGUCAGCAGCAAGUUGAAGUUUAUAAGAUUCAGUUGGCUGAUAUAACCUCAGAAAAGCACAGGAUACAGGAACACCUGCGGACUUCACUGGAGCAACACCAGAGGGUUCAGAGUACUUAUCAGCAGAAAUUAGCAGCUCUUCAAGAGGAAUGUAGUACGGCAAAGGCAGAAUACUCUGCUGUAACCUCCGAAUUUGAAAGCUACAAAGUCCGCGUUCAUAAUGUUUUAAAACAGAAGAAUAAGUCUUCUCACUCUGAAGCGGAUGUGACCAAGCAAGAAAGAGAACACAUGGAAAAUAUAAUAGACCAACUGAAGAUCAAAUUGCAAGACACUCAGCAUAACUUACAAAUGAAUAUAACUGAGCUUCAGUCACUGCAGUCUGAACAUGACACUCUGCUGGAAAGGCACAAUAAAAUUCUUCAAGAGACUGUGGCAAAGGAAGCAGAGCUCCGAGAAAAGCUCUGCACAAUCCAGUCUGAAAACAUGGUGAUGAAGUCGGAGCACGCGCAGAUUGUCAGCCAGCUGACAGCCCAGAAUGAAGCUCUUCGCAACAGUUUCCGCGAUCAAGUCCGGCACCUGCAAGAAGAGCACAGGAAGACUGUGGAGACCUUGCAGCAGCAGCUGUCCAAAGUAGAAACCCAGCUUUUUCAACUCAAAAGCGAGCCAAACACCAAAAGUUCUGCUCCAUCCAACCUACCAGCAAAGAACUUGCGAGAGCGGAGGAGCACUGACCUUCCUCUUCUCGAUGUCCACGCUAUCACCAGGGAGGAGGGCGAAGGAAUGGAAACCACUGACACAGAGUCUGUAUCUUCUGCCAGCACUUACAUGCCAUCGUUGGAACAGCUUCUUAAUACCCCUGAUGCAAAAUUUGAAGCUCCACACUGGGAAGCAGAACUCACCAAAGAAGAGUUGGUGCAGAAGCUGAACACCACGUCGAAGAGUGCGGAUCACUUAAAUGGACUGCUGCGCGAAUCAGAAGCCACCAAUGUAAUCCUCAUGGAGCAAAUAAAGCUUCUUAAAAGUGAAAUAAGGCGAUUGGAAAGGAACCAAGAGCGAGAAAAAUCCGCUGCUAAUCUGGAAUAUCUGAAGAAUGUUCUGCUCCAGUUUAUUUUCCUAAAAUCGGGCAGUGAAAGAGAGAGGCUUCUUCCGGUCAUAGACACCAUGCUGCAGCUGAGUCCAGAAGAAAAAGGAAGGCUGGUUGCGAUAGCUCAGGGUGAGGAAGAGAGCACAUCGCAACCUUCAGGCUGGGCGUCGUACUUGCACAGCUGGUCAGGACUGCGAUAAGACUUCUCGUUUGUUCAAACGUUCAGAGUUUGCGAUUGCACUGGGAAGAAUCUCAACACCGAAGAAUGAAGUGUAUAUAUCUGUAGCCAGGGUAGCUUGUGUCGUUUUCUCUUUUGACCAUUUUAAGCAGGUAACUGAUUUUUGGCUAAGGAUUGUAGAAGACAUGUGAACAACGAAUUCUGUUUUGUUCCCCUUUACAGUCUUUGGCUACAGGUGUGUGAGGCCUUGUACAUCUGUUAAGCUCUCCAGUCUGAAAGAGCUGCUCCACAUUUUGUGUGUGUGUGUGUGUCUGCCUGUCUGUCUGUCUGUCUGUCUGUCUGUGUCUGCCUGUCUGUCUGUCUGUCUGUCUGUCUGUCUGGAGCUGCCCUCUCCCAUUGCGUGGAGAAAUACCUUCUGUACACUGGAACUCUGGUUUGGGAUGUCCAACUUCAGCAGACAUCUUCAUUUUUUUAUUUAUCGGGGGGGGGGAGUAUCAGUAAGACUCAAGUUGACAGGUCUGACCAUGUGAUUUCCAGUUUUGCUGUUCAAAUCACCACUUCUUUAAUGACCAGCAGUAUCAGAGGCAUGCUUUUUCUCAUCAAAGUACUUUAAGACAUAGCUUAUAAAUUGCUUAUGUCUCUCAGAAGGAAAGAGGGGGCAUACAGAAAUUUUAAAAAAAAAUCUGGCUGUUUGCCCUACAUUCAAUUUAUUCAAUUCUAGGAAUCUUGCCAAACUCAUUUAGUGAUUUCUCAAGCUUAAUAAGGUAAUAUCUAGUGUUCGGGAUUUUGCUGUGUGUCAUAUACCCUCUUGAAUUGUGCAUUAAAGUCAUUAGCUAAUGAGCAUCAAGAACAAGAUGCUUUAAAACGUGACAUUUCAAAAACGAAACGAGAAAAACUUCAUUAAAUUAAGAGACAGGGAAAUGCAUUGUACUGAUUCUUAAGUAGCCACUGACGUCACUGAUUAUGCUACUCACGAAUUUACAGAGAGGGAAGAUCCUAAAAUAGGAUUGAAUUUGCUGAAGGUUGUGAAUUCUAAAUAUAAUUGUCAGUGGUCAUCGAAGAUGAGGGCUCUCUGGAAAGGGUCAGGUCUGUGUAAUUUCCAGCUAGUUCUUCCAAGGAAAGAUGCAUUUUUACCACUUAAUAAGGGGUCUAUACUUCACGUUGCCUUGUACAUCUGCUUAACACAAUUCUAGAAGCAGUACAAUUACUUUCUAAAACUAGGCUCGGUAAUUGUGAGAAUUUGGGUAACGUGUUCUCCCGCAGUGUUUCUACCCUUCUUCUUUUUUUGCCCUUCAAAUGCUUUCAGCUAUCAUUAAAAACAAGGUUUCUUACAGAACAGCCAUGCCAAAAUUUGGGGUUCUUUUCUUGGUAUGUGAGCCCUGCUUCAUUAUUCAUCUGCUCAACCAUCCACUAUAUGCUACAAGUCCAGUUAUUCCCUCUGCUACUAAUAAGUGAGAGAUGAGUUGAGACUUAAAUGUGCAAGGUCUGGAGAAGGUUCCUGCAUAAGUUCAUGUAAGUUCAUUUUAAACUGCUUUGAUGUCUGUGUGAUGCAUUCGAUAUUCAUUGAUUAUGUGUCAGCUCAUUCUGGCGUUACAAAGAAUAGAAGCGGCUGACUCCUUGAGGUAGCUAGCUGCUUCUGUCUCAAGUGUAAUUAAAGUUAAAAGAGGGCUUCCUGUUUUGUAUUCCAGCCUGCAGAAAGGGAAAUAUGAAGGGGUUAUCCGCAUGGACAAAAGACCCAUCCAUAUUUCAGUUUAUUGAGCCAAGAUAUGGUUGCCCAAAUGUUGUUGUUAUGUUCUGUAAAGAUAGUAACAUGCAUUUUCAGACAAAGGAGUAAAACAGAUGAGUGCACCUGUUCUUAAAGGGUAAUAUGAGAACACAGCUACUCUGCUUAGCUUAAGUUAUUUUACCACCUACACUGACUGCCAUCUUUAAUUUAGAAAGCAGUUGGACGGCCAGCUCCGUUGUUAGGCAUAUGAUAUACUCGAACCGCUUCUCACCAAUAAUUACACAUAAUUUCCAUUCACUAUAGCUAAUUAGAAAUACCUUUGCACAGCUUUAGUAACAGUCUGUUUUCAGAGCACAGCCAUGCCUUAUUUUUUUAAGUUUUAAAUCUGUGGACGUUAAUUUAUUUCACCGCAGCAGUGUAAGUGGUAUAUCAUUUCCCCCCUAAUGUGAGCUCCUACAGCGAUAGUUAAGAGUUGGAUGUCUUGGUUUAUGUUCUGCCGUGUAUGUUCAGAUAUUUAAACUGAGCAGGAAAUUGUCUCUGCAUUUUCUUCACCGUUUUCACAUUAGCUUGACUGAAUGCUCGCUACUUAUUGCAGGUAGGGAUACGAUUUUCAAUGUUAUUAACAGCUGUGACAAAACAAACUUCUCCUCUUUUUUGAAGUCAUUUGAAAUUCUGUUUUUAUUGUUUCAGACUGUGAAUAAAUUAUGCAUAUAGUUCAUUAUUUUUGAAAAUUUCAAUUGUAUAUUAAUUAAAAUGCUAUACUCAUGAAUGUAACAUACUGUUUUCCUGCUCUCAAUGUAACCUUUUACUACAAAGAAAGAUUGUGGAGGGUGAAUGCUGAUUAAAAUAAGAAGUACAAAACAUGACUUUUCAAUGUAAA
Messenger RNA from Zootoca vivipara (common lizard), 7722 nucleotides. It is a transcript of the gene GCC2, whose product is annotated as GRIP and coiled-coil domain containing 2. Gene Ontology annotation, biological process: late endosome to Golgi transport. The record is from RefSeq and is a predicted model, not a curated record. Gene Ontology annotation, cellular component: Golgi apparatus. Lineage: Eukaryota; Metazoa; Chordata; Lepidosauria; Squamata; Lacertidae.